Messenger RNA from Epithele typhae, 1752 nucleotides. RefSeq names its product cytochrome P450. The coding region runs from base 1 to 1752 and encodes 583 amino acids. Gene Ontology annotation, molecular function: iron ion binding; oxidoreductase activity, acting on paired donors, with incorporation or reduction of molecular oxygen; heme binding. NCBI's taxonomy places the organism in Eukaryota, Fungi, Basidiomycota, Agaricomycetes, Polyporales, Epitheliaceae. The record is from RefSeq and is a predicted model, not a curated record. The transcript has 13 exons.
AUGCCGGAAUUGACGCCCGGGCUGCGAUAUCUCCUCCGGCAGGUCCCGAAUCUUGCCGUCCCUCCCGCGACGGUCUUUGGCAUCAGCCACCUCGCCCAUCGCCUCUUCGACUCCUCCAUCUCCCUCUGGCUCCUCGUCCCCGCAUAUGUCCUCUCCUGGCCCGUCGCCUUCGCUCUCCGCGUCCAAUGCGCCGAUCUCGCCAACCUCUGGGCCGCCCGGACUUCAGGCACGCUCAUGCCCCCAACCAUUGCCUCCAAGUACCCUGGAGGCCUGGACGUCGUGCAGGGCAUCUUCAGGAAUGACAAGUCGGCCUAUCUUGCCCAAACACUUUGGGAGUUCUCGGAGAAAUUUGGUUUCACGUACAACUUCAGGGUCAUGUUCGAGGACCGAAUCUUCACCUCCGAGCCCGAAUACAUCAAGCUAAUACUUGCCACGGACUUCCAACAAUACGAGAAAGGCCCUCUGCUCAACGGGCAGCUAGGCACUCUCCUCGGUGUGGGCGUGUUCAAUGCUGAUGGCGACAUGUGGAAGUUCCAUCGAUCCAUGACUCGCCCCUUCUUCAGCAAGGACCGCAUCACCCAUUUCGACAUCUUCGACCGACACGCGGAGCACGCGUUGAACCGUCUCGCCAAGCGCAUGGAGCAGGGCAUCCCUGUCGACUGGCAAGAUCUCGUGUCCCGCUUUACCAUGGACAGCGCGACCGAGUUCCUCUUCGGCCGCGACUGCCGCUCUCUCGAGGCCCCGCUUCCCCUGCCUUCCACCUUCCUCGCCCGACCGUCCCUUCCUGACAAUGUCCACCCCGCCGACCGCUUCGUCCGCGCAUUCCAGAAGGCGCUCGAGGCCACAGCGCACCGCGGGCGGUACCAGCAGGCAUGGCCGCUGGCGGAGAUGAAGGAAGACAGUGUACAGAAGCACCUCAAGGCGGUCGAUGAGUUCAUCGAUCCGAUUGUCGACGCGGCGGUGCGCAAGCAGGCGGCGAUGGGUGGUGCGAGUGCGGCGGCGAGGGAGAAGGAGAUCCGGGACGAUGAGACGUUGUUGGAGCAUCUCGUGAAGUACACGGAUGACCGCAAAGUGAUCAAGGACGAGACAUUGAACAUCCUCCUCGCCGGCCGGGACACGACUUCCUGCGCGCUCACGUUCGCGGUGUAUGCGCUUGCGGAGCACCCAGAUAUCCUCGCGCGUCUCCGUGCGGAAGUGUUGCAGGUUGUUGGCCCUGUUCGUCGCCCGACCUACGACGACGUGCGCGAACUCAAGUAUAUGCGCGCGUUCACGAACGAAGUCCUCCGGCUCUACCCUCCUGUCCCCAUCAACACGCGCUGCACCAUCAACUCGAUGCACUACUACAUUCCUCCUCGCUCGCGUGUGAUGUAUUCAGUCUUCUUGAUGCACCGACGCACGGACCUCUGGGGUCCCGAUGCCCUUAAAUUUGACCCAGACCGCUUCCUCGAUGAGCGUCUGCAGAAGUAUCUUCUUCCCAACCCGUUCAUCUUCCUCCCCUUCAACGCCGGCCCUCGCAUCUGCCUCGGCCAACAGUUCGCGUACAAUGAGAUCGCGUUCAUGCUCGUCCGCCUCCUACAGCGCUUCGCGAAGAUCACCCUCCGGCAGGACGCGCAUCCCGCCGCGAUGCCCCCGCCGGCGGUCGAGCGGUCCCCGCACGCCGUCGGUGGCCGCGAGCGCGUGUGGUUGCGGUCGCAUUUGACUGCUUAUGCGAAGAACGGGGUAUGGGUCGAAAUGGAGGGGGCGGAGGUGUAA